Messenger RNA from Brienomyrus brachyistius, 2484 nucleotides. RefSeq names its product troponin I, slow skeletal muscle-like. Bases 1 to 675 code for a protein of 224 amino acids. Gene Ontology annotation, cellular component: troponin complex. The transcript has 7 exons. NCBI's taxonomy places the organism in Eukaryota, Metazoa, Chordata, Actinopteri, Osteoglossiformes, Mormyridae. Gene Ontology annotation, biological process: muscle contraction. The record is from RefSeq and is a predicted model, not a curated record.
AUGUGCAUGUGUGAGCAGACUCUCAAGUUAAAAAUCUCACUCCAGCCAGUGACCAAAUUUGCCAACCCUGUGUUUGUGCCUGAGCCCAGCAUCCCCAGGCCUCUGCAUCCCAAGGCAGAAGCCAAGCCGAAGUCAAAGAUUUCUGCAUCCCGGAAGCUCUCGCUAAAGAUCCUCCUCCUGACCCGGGCCAUGGAGGACCUGGAGAAGGAGAAGAUGGAUCGGAACGAGGAGAAAGUGCGAUACCUGGCAGAGAAGCUGCCCCCCCUGCAGCUAUCGGGGCUGUCAAUGGACGAGAUGCAGAAACUGUGCAAGCAGCUUCACGCGAAAAUUGACGUUGUGGAUGAGGAGCGAUAUGACUGCGAAGCCAAAGUUAUCAAGAACAACAGAGACAUCCAUGAGCUGAAGCUGAAGGUGCAGGACCUGGGAGGAAAGUUUAAGAAGCCGGCGCUGAGGAAAGUGCGUGUGUCGGCCGACGAGAUGAUGCGUGCUCUGCUGGGCUCCAAGCACAAGGGCUCCAUGGACCUGCGCGCCAACCUCAAGUCCGUGAAGAAGGAGGACAUCAAGCAGGAGAAGGUUCUGACCACCGAGGUGGGAGACUGGCGCAAGAAUGUGGAGGCCAUGUCAGGCAUGGAAGGCAGGAAGAAGAUGUUUGAUGCUGCUGGAGGUGGCCAGUGAGGCCUCUCCCCAGCGUGAAAAAAGAGGAGGAGGAAGAAGGCUGAACUGAAUGGGUUUUGGGGGGGUGGGGGGGGUAGGAACUGCUGAGCAUGGCCUGGACCAGCAGUGCAUACAGAGUGCAGACCUUCUCAGUGACACCCGGGCAUCAUUCGUGGCACCAGCGUUCCUCCGCCUGCAUGUGAGCACAGGCUCUGUGGAGAGAGCGUACACUCGCCUCACAGGCGGAGCCCUGCGUUGGCGCAAAGUUUAUUUAUUUCUGUUGUUUCUGGAAGUUUGAUCUCAAUCCACAGUUUAAUCAUCCAGCACAAUCUGCUUUACAGCCAGUUGCUUGCUGUUCCCAAACUUACAAGGAAGUCGUCUCACAUAAAUCAAAAAAGGUCGGCCUUUUAUCCAUCUAUAUCUAUGACAUUUAUUUCAUCGUGUUCUUUUUUAAUUAAAGAGGCGUUCAGCAAACUGGGGACGCUGGCUGGGUAAGGAUGUCCUCAUCUGCUGAUGGAGAUGCAGACUCCCACGCUGUUAGUCCCCGGUGUUGGCUCGUCGUGUGACUGCAGAAGGCGGGCUGGUCACGGUGCAGGGUUCAAAAAUCAGCCUGUCGGGGGGGUGGGGGCUAGGCUGCACCAUACAUAAAAAAACUCAGCUAAGACAAUGCAGAUUGUAUCUGUUAUUCAUUCUUAUUUGAAAAGUGAGUCUUUAUUCUCAAAAAAAAAAAAUCAUCCUUAUUUGUAUGAGAUUAAGGUCAAACGACUGUUUUAUCAUUAUGCAGCUUAAUAUGACUCCCCCCCCCCCCAGACCUUGGGAGUAUUUUAGAUUUCUGCUUCCUCCUCCUUUGUGAAGGUCAAGGCUGUCUGGGGUAUGUGCCGCAGGAGGGCUAACAAUAGCGAAAUGCUAGCGGGGGGUGGAGGGAGGACGCAGGGGACAUGGAUGGGCUGAACGGCUGGCCAUCACAGGGCACAUGACCCCUCAGGUCGCGCUGGGCCUCCCCACAGCGGCACGGUGAAGCGCCCUCAUCAGAGAGUGCUUUGGCUCACAGCGCCCCUGCCUUCUCCUCUACUGUCACUAAGGGCCAUCACACAUUCCGCAGGAGGCCCGUAUCAGCAAUCAUGAUGGGCCUCAUUACCGCCGUUUUAAAGCGCACUCACAACGUGUCACUUACUUCUCACGCCUUGAUCACACCAAACCAUAAAACAUUUGAGAGUAUGCAAAUAAAGGAAGCGAUUUUCGAGUUUUUCCUGUAACGUGCGGCACUGUUAUCUAUGAACCACAGUCACGUUAGCGAGAGGGGCGCAGAGGCGCGUCGAGACCCUGAAACGACGGCAAUCCCUAAUAGUCGCAGAGUGAAUGAGGGCCGGACCGGAUUGACUAAUUCUGAAAAAUCAGAUUCCGAAAAAAGCAAAUACAUCCAAGAAGCAGGGAAGAAGAAAAAAUGCAAAACCAAGACGACAAGUUAAGGUAAAUCAGCCAAGUUGUUCAGUUUAAUAAUAAUAUAAUAUAACGGUAUUUUUAUUUUCAGAAACCAGAAGUUUUUUAACUGGCUGAUGCGGUGUAGGCUUUACCCAGAAGAUGAAAUGUACAGGGAAAAAAUCAACAAUGCAUUUAGUGUUAAACUGGCAGUUGUCCAGUGUGUAAUAUAAUCUAACAGUAUUUUAGACAGAGGAACCUCUCAAUUUGCAUCUGCUAAGCUUGACUAAUUCUGCAGCUGCACCUUGUUUCCUGUUAAUACACACUGGCGUCACAUUAUCAGCCAUGUAAGUUGCUAUUUUAGGUUUUUAAUGGUUUUAACUACAAAAUAAAAGCAAAUUUCUUCUUUCA